AUGGAAAUGUCAACAUUUGAAUCAAAUUUCAAUGACAAUGCAACACAAGUAAAGAGGUUAUUUGGACGUGAAAGGGCUAUCCACGAGAUACUAGGAGGCGGAGAAGUAGCAAAUAUUUUGUUAUGGAGGGAUAAAAGGAUAUCAGGUGUGAUUUUUAUUAGUGUUAUGGCAAUGUGGUUUCUCUUUGACGUUGCGGAAUAUACAUUUGUGACAUUUGUUUGUCACUCCACCAUCACUGCCAUGCUCAUUGUAUUUAUUUGGUCAAAUGGAGCAAGAGCCUUCGAAUGGAAUCCUCCUCAUAUUCCCAAUAUUCUAUUGGAGGAAUCGACGUUGAUCACAAAUUUCUGCCAAAAGUUAAACUACUUUUUGUCCAGGCUCAUCUACAUUGCUUACGGACAUGAACUUAGGCUCUUUUGUUUGGCGAUUGUCACUAUUUCGAUACUAUCGACAAUUGGGAACUACAUCACUACAAUGAAUCUUCUUUUUAUCGUGUUUUUAGGAAUAGGUAUGCUACCUUGCUUGUAUGAGAAUAAUGAAGAGGAGGUUGAUUACAUUUUCGACGUGAUGAGUGGGCUGGUUUCCAAGGGGUACGGAAUGCUAUAUCAAAAUGUUGUUUUGAUACCAACAUGGCCCCUCAAAGAGAAGAAAUUCAAUUGA
Erigeron canadensis is the source of this 657-nucleotide messenger RNA. Its product is annotated as reticulon-like protein B9. NCBI's taxonomy places the organism in Eukaryota, Viridiplantae, Streptophyta, Magnoliopsida, Asterales, Asteraceae. Bases 1 to 657 code for a protein of 218 amino acids. The transcript has 5 exons. The record is from RefSeq and is a predicted model, not a curated record.